UGUGACGUCAUCGAAACUCCUCCCACAAAUGUGUAUUUCCUGUAAUGGCUGACACAGGCAACGUAGGAUGUUUCAGAUACAAAUAUUGGAUAUUUUCCAAAGGAUAGACAAAUUUCAAACAAGAUGACAAAUGUACAGCCUUCUAUCCAACAGGAUAGCCUGUCUAACAUGCUGUCUCCGGAGGCGAAGGAAUUUGUUCCCCGACAGUUCUCCGAUGGCCCCAGUCAGUCAACACAGUUAGCCGAUGGACUGUUAGGGGCAGGCCCAGCGGGGAUGGUACUUGAUGAGAAAGGGUUGCCGCAGCAAGCUCCGGUAAAUGGGCUACCAAGUUACAUGACAACCUGUUAUCCUUUCGUGACUUCAGGAGAGCAAAGAUUUGGUUGUGUUAGACCUAGACAUAGAGGCAAAUUUCCACAACAGCAGCAAGCAAUGUUUAUGUCACAACAGUUCCAACCAAUGCAGCCAGGAAUACCUCGUAAUCGUUUUCCACACCCAGCGAAAGGUUUUGUGCCAACAUCAGCGUGGGGUCCUACGCCUAUGGGCGACAUGCUACAGUCAUAUGGAAAUGUGCCAAAUGGAAUGCCAUUUGAUGGCGGGACAUAUCAGAAUGGCUACUUACAUACCUCACUUCCUCAAAUGACAGGGCCUGAAGGAAAGGCCAUGUUAAGUCCCAGAGAGACGUACACCGGUGACAGUUACGUUGAAACUCCACAUCUAAUCAAUGGCUAUAUAGACCCAGCAAAACUACCAUGGAAAACCAAACAUAAACAGGAGGAUAAGGCCUCAAGCGAUGGUACAAUGAAAGUCUGUUAUAAAAGUUCAUCAGUUCAAACAGAUUUUCCGGAACAUAUAGCCAAUGCAACAUUAGAAGAAUCACCAAAUACAUUAUUUAACAAUGGACAAGUGGCAUAUAAGGACCAUCACACACCAGGUAGCAGACGGACGCGUCAUUCAUCAAACCGGAGCACUUCAGACGCUGAAAUUGAUAACAGUGUGUUUCACAGACAGAAUACUGUUUCAAAUGGGACUAAUCCUGCCACUGACUUUAUUCAUGGAAUCGGUGUUGCCAUGGUUAUUCCAGACCAUGGAACUGGUCAAGUGACUAAUUUUGCUAGUUCAUCUAGUGCUUAUUCUGUGUUUCCUGGUGCAUUUUCAAAUAUGAGAACAGGGUUUCAAGGUCAAGGUCAAAGUGAUAGUUUGAACGCUAUGCAUGGUACGGUAAGUUUGGUGCCUUAUUUGAAUGACAGCAAUGUGAAUGCUUCUUUUAGACCUUCAUAUGCAAGUAUUGCUCAAAGCCAGCCUAGUCAGAAUCAUAAACAAAAUUUGGUUGCCAUGGCAACCAACAAAAGUGAUCGGACCAACUGUGAUAAUAGUGUUACUAUAAAUAGAACUAAGUCUGCUAAAAAGAAUUCAAAAAGCAAUAAUAGGUCAGCUUCCAGGUUAGGUAAUGUGAAUGUAAACGUUGCGGAAAUAAUGCAAGAUUUAGAACGAGCUGAUAGUAAACGUGCAGACUCGGCAUUGAAACUGGAAAAUGCAUAUCAGAAACCUGGUGAAAUUGAAAUGGGACCGGGCAAGUUCCUCUAUAGUUCUGCAGUGAAGGAGCAGCCAAAGGCUGAGAGUCAAAAAUCAAAUGUAUUACCUAUAAGUCAGAUAUCACAAAAGAACUCAAAACUAACAGAAAGUAAAGGCCAGUCACAAUAUUCUCAAGGACAUUUUCAGGGGAGUGAGAAAAAGGUAGGGCAAACUCAGAUAAAAAGUCAACAAAGUGGUCCUGCAAAGUCUCAGUUUAAAGGACAUUCACAAACCAGUGUCGGUGGUCAAGCCUCUGGACAUGGUCAGUUACAGGUCAAAGGUCAGAAUGUUCAAAGUGAUAGCAAUAAGUCUGACCUUGACCUUGAUAAGAAAGGGCAAUCACAAAGUGAUAAUAACGUUAAUCAGGGUGAGGGUGAAGUAAAGAAAAAAAAGCGUCGCAGGCGACGGCGGAAAAAGAAAACAGGGGAAGUAACUGCAGAAAACGAUGAUGAUAACGCUGGUGCUAGUGAGGAGAUAACUCUUCAUUUUGAGGAUGAGGAGGAGUUUCCGGACUUGUCCGGUGUUGCAAGCGGCUAUGCAGAAAAAUCUAGUCUAUUCAAUGCAUCUACAGUGUCAUACAGUGAUAUUUUAACAAGUAAUAAUAUUGUGCAAUCUACAAAGUCUUCUUCUCAAGAUGAGCAAUGUUCUCCUGAUACCACAGGUGUUUCCCCAGUGAAGGAAAGUCGCAGUUCAAGAAAGCGACGGAAAAGACGAGAAGUUGCAAAUAAAGCUGCUGAUGCAGAAAUGGCCGAGAUUAACCUGGAACAGCACAUGCUAGAGUUGAAAAUGAAACAAAAACUGCCGCUCACCGCAAAGAAAUCAGUGUCCCCUGUCCGGAAUGCCCCAUCGCAGGGAGUUUGGAAGCUGACACCUUCUAGUCCCACCUCCCAACCAUCCUCCUCUGGGAAAAAAGUGUCCCUGUUACUGCCGGGUACCGUCGCACAAGAACCUUCCCAUAGUUCCACUCCACAUCAGCCAAAUACCUCUGCCGUCAAACAGCCAGGUAUAUUGAAGACCUCCCAAAUCCCACCACCACCUGCAUCCAGCGGUAAAAAAUCUAAACAACCAAUCACAUAUGAUCUUGGAGCCCUAAUUGAUGCACUGGAGUCAAAGAAAGAGCAGACACCACCACCAAAAAAAGAAACAAAAGCAGUUGUUAUAAAGAAAGAAGAAGUUAAAGCUUUGAAUGCUUUGGACUCCAAUGCACCAACAGUGAAAAGAGGGAAAGAACGUGAAACACCAAAAAUUAAAAAGCCAAGUCCUCUAAAAAAGGUUAUUCUGAAGGAAAGAGAAGAGAAAAAGAGGCUUAGGUUGCUUGAUGAGGAUGAAGUGGCUUCUGGACUUGGCAUGAUGCCAUCUACUGCAUUCCCUAAUUCUCCCAUAAGUGCUCCUGUUGGUAUUGGUGUUGUGAGUGGCGGGGAAUCUGACCUAUCUCAGGAUGCCAGUUUUAAAGGCUCUAUGGAAGUUGGCCUGGGAACCCCUGCCAGUGCAGAACUAUCACCCAUCAGUCAACAGUCUCCUAGUUGUAUGAGCCCAAUGAGUCCGGGGGCAAGUCCACUUUCUUCUGGGGUAAAUAGCCCAGUCACUGGAACUAUACAGCAGACAGUCAAGUUAAAAAUACACAGUAGAAGGUUCAGAGAGUAUUGCAAUCAAGUUCUAGAUAAGGAAAUAGAUAAUCAUGUGACAGCUCUGCUGCAAGAUCUUGUCAGGUUCCAAGAUAAACAAUAUCACAAAGACCCAGUUAAGGCAAAAGCUAAAAGAAGAUUUGUUCUCGGAUUAAGGGAGGUUACCAAACAUCUCAAGCUGAAGAAAAUAAAGUGUGUGGUUAUCUCCCCUAAUUUGGAGAAAAUUCAGUCAAAAGGUGGCCUUGAUGAUGCCUUGAAUUUAAUCCUGGAAUUGUGCAACGACCAAAAAGUGCCAUUUAUCUUUGCCCUUGGGCGUCGGGCCCUUGGACGAGCGUGUGCUAAAUUAGUGCCUGUUAGUGUAGUUGGAAUAUUCAACUAUGAGGGUUCAGAGGAAAAUUUCAAGUCCCUUGUAGCAUUGACAGAAAAAGCAAGAGAUGCAUACAGGGAGAUGAUUGUACAGAUAGAGAAAGAGAUUGCGGAACAUCCUCCGAGAACUUGCAUUCCAGGCGUGCCACAUAUCUUUGCUCACAUGGGACAUUCGCGUACACCAAGUGGUUGUAGCGUUAUAUCAUUUACGUCUAGUAUUUUAUCCGAACCAAUAUCCGAAAAUUAUCCACACUCCGAGCCAGAGACUGAUAAUAGAGGUUACGAAAUAGAAAAGGAAGAUGAUAUUGAUGAUGAUGGUGAUAGAUAUAAUGAUGAUGGAAAGGAUCCGUAUGAGGCGGAUGAUGAACGGGGCUACCACAAGACCAAGAAAACGAAAAAGAUAUAUUCAGAAAACAGUAAAACUGAAGGAUAUGUAGAAGGUAACCAUAAAUCUGAAGGUGAUACUCAAAGGGAAAAUACAGAUGUUAAUGGAAAUAGGUUUGAUGAAAAUGAGAAACUUGUAAAUUGCAACUCGGUGGAGAAUAAAGACCAGGGGGAGAUGGAAAAAACAUAUGAAAAUGAAUUAGAUAGUGAUUCUGAUGAUGAGGAUGAUAUUGAAGACGGAGAGGAUAAAUGUGAUGAUGGUGAUAAUGUUGAUAAUGAUGAAAGCGAUAAUGAUUCAGACUUUAACUCAUGUGAUAACAAUAGUGAUGAUGUUCAAACAAAUGAAGAUGAGGACACUGUUGAAGCCCUCCCAACGUUUAUAGAUUCAGUUCAUCAUUUCGAUCUUACUGAAAUUUUAUCGCAACAUUCUUCAAAAACUAUGGAAAAUGGUGAAGAUGUGAUGUCGACCCAUUCCUCAAAAACUACUCAUUCGUCAAGAACUUUAGGAGAUAGUAGCGGACUUGCAGGGGACAAAACCUGCAAGAAGCUAGAUAUGAAGAAUGUGGAUAAAUCGGGAUCAUUGUCCAUAAAGGCAAAAUCAGGGGUAGACAAGGACCUAAAAGAGCAUAGGACAAGAUCGUGGGUGAAAGAAGCACAAAAUUUCAACUUUAACGAUCAGAUGGACUCGCCAAGAGAAUCUGAAGAAAACGCUGUUGAGGUUAAAAAUGUUUCUAUUGAGUGUUUAGAUGCAGUUGCAUGAAAUGGAUUUGAAGAAGAUGCUGCUGAUGUUGAAAAUCUUGAAUGGAAAUGUGAAGAAAAUUUGAAAGAUUCCAUGGUUGCAGGAAAAAAAAUGAAUGAUUACUGUAACAGUAAAAGAAAGAAAAUGUUUGGAAGUUUUGUUGAUACUGGGUAAAAGGAAAAAGGUUGUAAAAUAGAGAAAGAAAUUUAUUUGGAAAAAAAUGAGAUUGUAGAAAGAAAUUUAUUGGGAAAAAAUGGGAUUGUCUACUUAAAGCUACGUAACGCGAUGGAUUGAGUAUGAGUGUUACAGCUCCAUGCACAGAUCACAAGACUUAGAACAGGACUAGAUAGUUAAAUGUUGAAAGUGAUACAGUGUUUGGAAGAAAAUGGAAAGAUACUGACUGAAUGGCGAACAGUGCAGAUCAUGAUCAGACUGCAUGUAUGUGCAAGCUGAUCAUUAUCUACACUGGUUGCAAAGGCAGAAUCAAUCAUGUCCAGCAUGAUAAGGGUUAAAUGUAUAAGAAUGUAAAAUUUCUUCACAGAAAAUGACUUAUGAAUUUUCCAUGAUAUUUUUACGUAAAAAAAUUCUAUAUUACCAUUUGUACAUUAAUAUUAUUUAGAUAAUUUUCUACAACUUCAUAGAAAAGGACUUUGAUAUCAAAAGAGCUUUCAUUAGUUUGUCUAGAGUGUUAUUUGGUCAUGUAUAAAAUCAUAAGUUUUUAUUUUUUCAUGUGUGUUCAGUAGCAAAUUUUUUUAUGAUUUAAUCAAAAAAAUUAUUUUAGGUUUUAUUAUUUAUUUAUUUUAUCGAAGUCCAGCAAAAAUUUGCUGCCGAAUUAGUUGGGUCUCUUGAAAUAACUGUAGAUAGUAGAUUUACCAGUACAUAUAAACCGUUUAGUUUUAAGGUUGCCAUAACAACAUUUAUGCUUCCAUAUCGUAUUCUGUAUGUGCUCUGUUGGCAGUAAGUUGAUCUUUUAAGGCUAGUGUUACCAUGCACGCCUUCCAUUUGCCGUAUAAUUUUCUUCAUUUAAAGGUGGGUGUUAGUCUAUAUAGGCCUUCUUGUUAAUUUUGUCAUAAUAAUAUCCAAUCAGUUCAUGUUUCAUCAAAGAGCCACACACCAUCUGAAGGCAGUGUUAGCUGUAAGCAAAAAUGACAUACUGAAUCUGCUAAAACCAAACUGACAGGAAGGUAAUUUAGAUACUUGGCAGAUGAACCAAUUACGUACAGUCAUAGUCUGUCCGCUUAGCUCAGUAGGGAGAGCGCAGAUCUACGGAUUUCGGGGUGGUUAGUUCGAGCCCUGGGCGAGGCGUAUGUUCUCCGUGAUGAUUUGAUAAAAGACAUUGUGUCUGAAAUCAAUCGUCCUCCCCCUGAUUCAUGUGGGGAAGUUGGCAGUUACUUGCUGAGAACAGGUUUGUACUGGUACAGAAUCCAGGAACACUGGUUAAGUUAACUGCUCACCGUUACAGAACUGAAAUACUGUUGAAAAACGGCGUUAAACCCAAAACAAACAAAUACAGUGAGACCGAGUUCACUGGAACUCGACGGGACAAGAAAAAUUUGUUUAUCUGUAGGUUUGGGCAUCGAACAAUACAUUAUAUAGGUAUUUUACCAGGAACCGAUGAUUAGUCCGAGCGAAGGGUAGUGUUCCAAUUAACCCAGCGAAUUAACUCAGUUCGAGUCAACAAAGUUUGACUGUCGUAUAUGAUAAAUAGAAGGGGGUCAUAUUUCAUGUAUAUGUGUGUGUGUGUGUAUAAAUGGCAAGUAUAGGUUUUGUACAUGUAGAUAUAAAAUAAUCUUAACCCUGUUGGCAAAGGGAGGAUAAGUGCAUUGAAAUAAAGAAGUACUUGCCUUUUUUUUGUGUUGAGGUUAAAGAGUAUAAAAUGUUAACUUAAUGUCAUGUAUUUUAUGAUUUUGUUUAAGUAGAUAUAAUUUGUUAAAAUAUGUGAAAAGAAUUAACAAAAUUUGAAAAGCUAUGCAGGAGUUACAUAUCAUAAGAAAUCAAUUCAUCAGAUUUGUUAGCCCACCAUCAUCAGAUGGUGGGCUAUUCAAAUCACUCUGCGUCCGUGGUCCGUCGUCCUUCCGCCCGUCCGCCCGUCCGUCCGUCCGUCCUUCCGUUAACAAUUUCUCAUUAUCGCAUCUCCUCAGAAACUACAAGGGGGAUUUUGACCAAACUUUGUCAGAAUGAUGUAUUGGUACCCUAGUUGUGUCCCCCUGAAAAUCAGACUGGUUCAACAAAUUUUAUUUCAUUACAAGUUAUGGCCCUUUGUUUAAUUCUAUAAUUUACAUAGAUUUAUAUAGGGAAAAACUUUGAAAAUCUUCUUGCCCCAAACCACAGAGCCUAGGGCUUUGAUAUUUGGUAUGAAGCAUCAUCUAGUGGUCUUCUACCAAUAUGAUUCAAAUUAUUUCCCUGGGGUGUAAUAUGGCCCCGCCCCGGGGGUCACAUGGUUUAUAUAGACUUAUAUAGGGAAAAACUUUGAAAAGCCUCUUGUCCAAAACCACAGGGCCUAGGGCUUUGAUAUUUUGUAUGUGACAUCAUCUAGUGGUCGUCAACUAAGAUUGUUCAAAUUAUCCCCCUAAGGUCAAAUAUGGCCCCGCCCCGGGGGUCACAUGGUUUACAUAGACUUAUAUAGGGAAAAAAUUUGUAAAUCUUCUUGUCCAAACCACAAAGCCUAGGGCUUUGAUAUUUGUAAUUUAGCAUUGUCUAGUGGUUCUCUACCAAGUUUGUUAAAAUUAUCCCCCUAGGGUCAAAUAUGGCCCCGCCCUGGGGGUCACAUGGUUCAUAUAAACUUAUAUAGGGAAAAGCUUAUAAAACUUCUUGUCAAUAACCUACAACAUUCAAAUUUGGACCACAUGUAUGGUUUUGAGUGGCAAGAUGAACCUUGACAUGAGUUGAUGUUGAUUUUGACCUAGUGACCUACUUUCACAUUUCUGUAGCUACAACCUUCAAAUUUGGAUCACAUGCAUAGUUUUGUGCACUGAAAUAAACUUUGACCUUGACAUUGACCUAGUGACCUACUUUCACAUUUUUGAAGGUACAGGCUUCAAAUUUGGACCACAUGCAUAAUUUCGUGUUCCGAAAUGAAAUUUGACCUUGAUUUUGACCCAGUGACCUACUUUCACAUUUCUCAAGCUACAGCCUUCAACUUUGGACCACCUGCAUGGUAAUUGUACCGAAACAAACUUUGACCUUUACAUCGACCUAGUGACCUACUUUCACAUUUUUGAAGGUACAGGCUUCAAAUUUGGACCACAUGCAUAGUUCUGUAUUCCGAAAUAAAAUUUGACCUUGAUUUUGACCUAGUGACCUACUUUCACAUUUCUCAAGCUACAGCCUUCAAAUUUGGACCUAAUGCAUGGUUUUGUGUACCGAAACAAACUUUGACCUUUACAUUGACCUAGUGACCUACUUCCACAUUUUUGAAGGUACAGGCUUCAAAUUUGGACCACAUGCAUAGUUUUGUAUUCCAAAAUAAAAUUUGACCUUGAUUUUGACCUAGUGACCUACUUUCACUUUUCUUAAGCAACAGCCUUCAAAUUUGGACCACUUGCAUAGUUUUGUGUACCGAAAUGAACUUUGACCUUAAGAUUGACCUGAUGACCUACUUUCAGAUUCCUGUAGCUAUAGGCUUCAAAUUUAGACCACAUGAAUAGGAUUGUGUACUGAAACAAACUUUGACCUUGAUAUUAACCUAGUGACCUACUUUCACAUUUUUGAAGGAACAGGCUUCAAAUUUGGACCACAUGCAUAGAUUUGUGUUGUGAAGUGAAAUUUGACCUUGAUUUUGACCUAGUGACCUACUUUCUCAUUUUUCAAGCUACAGCCUUCAAAUUUGGACCACUUGCAUAGUUUUGUGUACCGAAAUAAACUUUGACCUUAAGAUUGACCUAGUGACCUACUUUCAAAUUUCUCAAACUACAGUCUUCAAAAUUGAUGCACAUGCAUAGUUUUGUGUACAAAGAACUUUGUCCUUGAAAUUGAUCUAGUGACCUACUUUCACAUUUCUCAAGUUACAGCUUUCGAAUUUAGACCACAUGCACAGUGUUGUGUACGGAAAUGAAAUUUGACCUUGAGCUAGUCAGUAAGUCUUGAAAUUUGGAACACACAAAAUUGACACAUUGGUGGGCGCCAAGAUCACUCUGUGAUCUCUUGUUUUUUAAUAGAUGUUUUUUUUUCGCUACACACAGAUUUUAAUUAGUUAAUUAGUGGUUUUGAACAUACUGAAUUUUUUCUACAGUUGAUGGAUGGUGUUUUAUAAAUAGGUUUAAACUUUAGGGAUAAUUUCGCACCAAGGCAGGUGAUGUUUUCAGUUAACUGUAUAUAUUAAUGACUUUAUAGAAGUUUGUGGUUGACCAUUCUGCCAGCAGCAAAACAAUUUAAUACAUACUCAUAAGGUUUAAUGUUCCAUAUAAAUCCGUAGAUGUUAUAUAACUAAAAUACUGUUCUUAUAAGGUCACAUACAAAUAUAAAAAUAAAAAGAAAUUGAGAUUUUGAAAGACAUUUCUUUUUUUUUCAAAGCAAAAUUGAAAUUAUAGUACAGUGAGAUAAAAACGUAUCUGUGCCUUUUUACGUUAAAGAAGGAGCAUUUUUUUAAUGAUACGUUUCUCCAUUUAUUGCUGUUAAACAUGUGGUGUAUAGAAAUAUAUUAUGGGCUCUGUGAGUCUUGGUGUGACAGGGAAGUGUUCAGCAAAGUUACCUCUUGCAUGUAAUUUCUUUACUGAGUUAUACAUAAACUAAAACCUUUAUGUCUCUGACUUCUUAUUGCUGUUGUUGCAACAAUCCCACCUAGAAUGUGCUGUUGUGUUUUCACUUCUGUUUAACCCUUACCCUGCUGAAUUUCCAUAAUGAACUGGUCCAUCUUUCAGUUUGGACUUUACCAUUAAUUGUUAAAAGGGGUGAAUACCAAAAGGAUACUGACUGAAUGGCGAACAGUACAGAUCUUGAUCAGACUGCAUGGAUGUGCCAGUGCGCCUUACAUGCGAGAACAUACAGUAUAUUUGCUAUAACUGAGCUCGUUUGAAUUGUAAAUAAGUGAGUUAUAACCUUUAAAUUUACAACAAUGUGUUCUAUAACUCCUCCAUGCCAUGACAUGAUUACUUCCCUUUGUUUUGAGUUGUUUUCUGUCCGGAUUGUUGAUUUCUGUUUUUCACCAGAAAUGUUUAGUUCGGUCUUUCAGUUUGCUGUGUGUAAGAUUGGUUUAUUUGGUAUACGUAUGGGCAGAGAAUAUAACUUGAAAUAAAUGUUUCAGGUUUGUAAACCAGUACAUCGUAAUUGGUGUAGGUGAUACACAUUGUACUGUGGAAUUACAGUUUUGGACUGUCAUUGCACGAGGUUUUUGAUACUUAUAAAUAUUUGUAGGUGUGCAAUUUAAAUUGCUCCAAAAUGAAGAGUGUAUCCCCUACACUUGGUUUGCCUACAUUGUAUGUGAAAAAUGAGCAGGGUUCAUUUUGAGAGGAUGUGACUUGUCUGUAUACUCAUUGCAUUGUUAAACGGUAAUUCUGUUAAAGGCUGGGGUUUUUUUAGAAGAGACAGAUAUAUGAUUAUGUAGAACAGCAUUUAUGGCCUAAACAAGUGUUCAUAUUCUCCUCCAUAGGCGCUUUCUUUUAUCUGUCUUCCUUUUUUAUACACCCGUUUUUAAAAAAAACCAGACGUAUUACGUGGUGGUGUGUCUGUCUGUUAUAAUUUGUGUCUGGAGCAUAACUUUAUAAACUUUAAAGGUAUUGACUUUAAACUUGGCAUAUAGGUAGAUGGCAAUGAGGUGAUGUGCAGAGGUAAAAGGUCAAGGUCCGUCCUCCUCUGAUAAAACACUUUGGGCGUAUAUUGCCCCUCUUGGUGAAGCUCUUAUUUGAGUUUUAUUUCUUGUAAAAUGUCUGUGCUGUUGAACUUGCAAGGAUUCUUCAUUGUAUUGAUUUGUAUUCAUUCAUAACUCAGAAUUUUCACCUCAAAAAAGUAGCAGAUGGAGCUCGUUCAAACUCCACAUAGGUUAUCAGUUAGUCCAUAAAAAAGUACCAUAUAUUCCCUUAUAAUUGUCCAGGAGAGUGUUACAGAGGGGUGGGGGGGGGGGGGGCAUUUAUUAAGGCCCCAAGAAUCCAGGUUAUUUCAGAUGAUGAUAUCAUGAAAGAAUUAUGAUUCUUCCAUGUUGAUUAAUAUUGGCAUGUUACUAUAGGAAAUUAGUAAAGACUGAUAUAUGACUAUACUAUACACCUGCAUGUAUAUACUGACUAAUGAUAAUAAUAAUAACGACUUUAUUUAUAGAGGCGACACAGUUGGGCAAGCCCAGUCUUUCCUGUGAGCCUCUUAAAACUUGAAAUUAAGUUUUUUUUGGAUUGUUUGAUUGAAUAAAAUGUCUUGUCUUAGAGUGUCUUAAGAGUUUUAGCCAAUGAUUAAGUCGAUACUAUAAUAUCUUUAACUCCUGGUCUUUAAUUUUUUAAACUGUGCAAUUUAAGGUCUUUAGCCUAGUGCUCUAGCUCGUACUACAGUAAAAAAUGUUUCUUAAAAGAUCAGAUGAGAACAAAAAGUAUACAUUUAGCGAUUUACCUAGGUGAAUGGUUGCAGUAUACUUGUGUUUCAUUAGUUAACUUUUCAUAGUUCAUGACUUACAUAAACACUCACAGAUCUCAGAUCAUGUUCACCGUAAAUAUAACGUUGUAUAUAAUAUGUGUAAACUGUAUUUUUGUUUUUUUUGUAACAAAGAUGGCUUGUAUUUAACUGUUGUUGACCUUUUUAUGUAUAUUUAAUCGACAUAGUAAUUGUUUUCAUAUUUUUUGCGAGGAAUUUAACCAAAUUAACAUUAUUUUUCUUAAAACAGAGUAGUUUUUGCAGAGAAGCACUGUGAUAUAAAAAUAAUAAAUGAGCCGCACCAUGGGAAAACCAACAUAGUGGGUAUGACAAGCAUGGAUCCAGACCAGCCUGCGCAUCCGCGCAGUCUGGUCAGGCUCCAUGCUGUUCGCUUUUAAAGCCUAUUGGAAUUGGAGAAACUGUUAGCGAACAGCAUGGAUCCUGACCAGACUGCGCGGAUGCGCAGGCUGGUCUGGAUCCAUGCUGGUCGCAAACCCACUAUGUUGGUUUUCUCAUGGCGCGGCUCAAAUGUAGAUAGUUGCAAGAGACAAAUGAACCUGGCUGUAAUGUUAUAAAAGUGAGGUUGGGGACCAGUCUAAAAACUCCAUCAGCUGAUUGGUUGAUCAUGAGCAAGAUUUUGAAAUCGACCAAUGGCAAAGCUUCAUGGUGAGACUGGUUUCCAAUUACAGUUUCAUAACUUUAAUUGUUGUCUGGUUGUUUUUGCAGAAAUGUAAUAUAUAGAAAAUACAUGCAUAAGUGCUAAAAUUAUAGAAUUAGUUUUGUCUAUAUUUUCAGGGUACUGUAACAAAAAAAUUAUACAUGUAUAUGAUUUUUUAUAGGUAUAGAAUUUUUGCAAUGUCUUAUCACAAGCAAGUAUUGGAAACCAAAUUCUUUUUCUAUGAUGAACAAAGAGUUGACUGCUUGAAUUUCUAGCCUGACUGUCAUAAGCGAAAUCAGGAAGAACACUAUUUAGUUGAAUCGACUAGUUCAAAGUUUUUACUAAAAACUUAUAAUACACUGUUAGGUUAACUGUUAUAUAACUGAAAUACUGUUGAAAAACAGUGUUAAACCCAAAACAAAAAAGCUUACUUCUGAAAUAACACAUUUUAUUUCCAUCAGCCUAAAGCGACUACCUGCCAAUAGCAGCAAUAUUGUUUCGCUCCUCUGACUGGCUGUUUGACUACAUUAAUAAAUUUGCAAGCUGUACUAAAAGUGAUUUUUGAUAAAAAAAUUACUUAAAGUUUAACUUGAAAUUGCAAAGAUUUGUACCCACAAAAAAUCUGGUUUUACGGUAAUACUGUAAACAUUGGUAUUUUGUAGGAUAUGAUGUUCCUAGGUACUCUGGUUACCCAUGAGUCUGGGAAUGAUUCUGUGUGUGUGAAAUAUUCACCGCACAAAGAUACCUUUGUUUACAGUAUAUCCUACAAUUUUGUAAUAUGUGUAUUUUUAUUGUACAAAAUAUAAAAUCUUGUUAAAAAUGAUGAAUAUUGAAGAGGUUGCGAUCUCAAUACUUGUACAUGUUUAUAAUAAUCACUGUCUGCUAAAAUUGGUUUAGUAAAUCUGAUCCAAGUACAGAUUCAGUUUCAGGAUUUACAAUGUACAUGUACAUUUUGAAUGUGUACAACAAAAUUGUAAUGUUUUCUGAGUUUUGGCAUAGAAAUUAUUGAAGUAAAGAGUACUUGUACAGGUAUGCAAUCACAACCUCUCCAUCAGUGGUGCUGAAGCCAUUGAAGGUGCUGGAGCCAUUGAUGUUGCUGGAUUCAUCGAUGCUUGAGUGAGCAUUGUUUUACUGUUAUAGCGGUAUGAAAUCUUAAUACAGUCUAUAACAAAAGUAUUUAGAAGUGUGGACUUUAGAUAUCAUGACCUCCUUUUAGAAACGUAUACUUUCCCUUUGUCAUCAUUCAGGGUUUUGACAUAUUUUUUUGCAGGAUACUGUAUUGUCUAUUCAAGCAAGACUUGCAAUAGAUGAACUUGACCUUAAUAUAUUUCAGUUUCAGUGAAAUUUUUUGUUCAGGAAUAUGUUGACUUUAUGAAAUUAUGUCCCAUUUUUGUUUGCUGUACUUAACUGCCUGGUUUUCAACUAAUUUAUUUAUUAGCCCACCAUCAUCAGAUGGUGGGCUAUUCAAAUCACUCUGCGUCCGUGGUCCGUCGUCCUUCUGUCCGUCCGUCCGUCAUUCCGUCCGUCCUUCCGUUAACAAUUUCUCGUUAUCGCAUCUCCUCAGAAACUACCAGGGGGAUUUUGACCAAACUUUGUCAGAAUGAUGUAUUGGUACACUAGUUGUGUCCCCCUGAAAAUCAGACUGGUUCAACAAUUUUUGAAUGAGUUAUAGCCCUUUGUUUAUUUCUAUAAUUUACAUAGAUUUAUAUAGGGAAAAACUUUGAAAAUUUUCUUGUCCAAAACCACAGAGCCUAGGGCUUUGAUAUUUGGUAUGAAGCAUCAUCUAGUGGUCCUCUACCAAGAUGAUUCAAAUUAUUUCCCUGGGGUCUAAUAUGGCCCCGCCCCAGGGGUCACAUGGUUUAUAUAGACUUAUAUAGGGAAAAACUUUGAAAAACCUCUUGUUCAAAACCACAGGGCCUAGGGCUUUGAUAUUUUGUAUGUGACAUCAUCUAGUGGUCUUCUACUAAGAUUGUUCAAAUUAUCCCCGUAGGGUCAAAUAUGGUCCUGCCCCGGGGAUCACAUGGUUUACAUAGACUUAUAUAGGGAAAAACUUUGAAAAUCUUCUGGUCCAAACCACAAAGCCUAGGGCUUUGGCAUUUGUAAUGUAGCAUCAUCUGGUGGUUCUCUACCAAGUUUGUUUAAAUUAUCCCCGUAGGGUCAAAUAUGGCCCCGCCCUGGGGGUCACAUGGUUUAUAUAGACUUGUAUAGGGAAAAGCUUUUAAAAUCUUCUUGUCAAUAACCUACAACAUUCAGAUUUGGACCACAUGUAUGGUUUUGAGUGGCAAGAUGAACCUUGACAUGAGUUGACCUUGAUUUUGACCUAGUGACCUACUUUCACAUUUCUGUAGGUACAGCCUUCAGAUUUGGACCACAUGCAUAGUUUUGUGCACUGAAAAAAACUUUGACCUUGACAUUGACCUAGUGACCUACUUUCACAUUUUUGAAGGUACAGGCUUCAAAUUUGGACCACAUGCAUAGUUUCAUGUUCUGAAAUGAAAUUUGACCUUGAUUUUGACCUAGUGACCUACUUUCACAUUUCUCAAGCUACAGCCUUCAAAUUUGGACCACAUGCAUAGUUUUGUGCACCGAAACAAACCUUGACCUUUACAUUGACCUAGUGACCUACUUUCACGUUUUUGAAGGUACAGGCUUCAAAUUUGGACCAUGCAUAGUUCUGUGUUCCGAAAUAAAAUUUGACCUUGAUUUUGACCUAGUGACCUACUUUCACAUUUCUCGAGCUACAGCCUUCAAAUUUGGACAACUUGCAUAGUUUUGUGUACCGAAAUGAACUUUGACCUUAAGAUUGACCUAGUGACCUACUUUCACAUUUCUGUAGCUACAGGCUUCAAAUUUAGACCACAUGCAUAGGAUUGUGUACCGAAACAAACUUUGACAUUGACCUAGUGACCUACUUUCACAUUUUUGAAGGUACAGGCUUUAAAUUUGGACCACAUGCAUAGAUUUUUUGUGUUCUGAAAUGUAAUUUGACCUUGAUUUUGGCCUAGUGACCUACUUUCACAUUUCUCAAGGUACAGCCUUCAGAUUUGGACCACUUGCAUAGUUUUGUGUACCGAAAUAAACUUUGACCUUAAGAUUGACCUAGUGACCUAUUUUCACAUUUCUCAAACUACAGCCUUCAAACUUGAUGCACAUGCAUAGUUCUGUGUACAAAGAACUUUGUCCUUGAAAUUGAUCUAGUGACCUACUUUCACAUUUCUCAAGCUACAGCUUUCGAAUUUGGACCACAUGCACAGUGUUGUGUACGGAAAUGAAAUUUGACUUUGAGCUAGUCAUUAAGUCUUGAAAUUUGGAACACUCAAAAAUGGCACAUUGGUGGGCGCCAAGAUCAUUCUGUGAUCUCUUGUUACUUAAUGUAUAUUACUAAUUUGAUGAAAAAUAUUGUACAAAUAUACUGGGGAAAAAAAACGGCAGACAUUUAUUUUUAAUAGGCUUCAGAAGUAUUUUUGUAAACCUCAUUAAAAUUUAAGCUGCACCAUGAGAAAACCAACAUAGUGGGUUUGUGACCAUCAUGGAUCCAGACCAGCCUGCGCAUCCGCACAGUCUGGUCAGGAUCCAUGCUGGUCGCUUUCAAAGUCUAUUGCAAUUAGAGAAACUGUUAGCGAACAGCAUGGAUCCUGACCAGACUGCGCGGAUGCACAGGAUGGUCUGGAUCCAUGCUGGUCGCAAACCCACUAUGUUGGUUUUCUCAUGGCGCGGCUCAAUUUUUAGCUCAUCUGAUUUUUUGAAAAAAAAAUGAUGAGUUAUUGUCAUCACUUGAGCGGUUGUCGGCGUCGGCGUUGCCUGGUUAAGUUUUAUGUUUAGGUCAGCUUUUCUCCUAAACUAUCAAAGCUAUUGCUUUGAAACUUGGAAUACUUGUUCACCAUCAUAAGCUGACCCUGUAUAGCAAGAAACAUAACUCCAUCUUGCUUUUUGCAAGAUUUAUGGCCCCUUUUGUACUUAGAAAAUAUCAGAUUUCUUGGUUAAGUUUUAUGUUUAGGUCAACUUUUCUCCUAAACUAUCAAAGCUUUUGCUUUGAAACUUGGAAUACUUGUUCACCAUCAUAAGCAGACCCUGUACAUCAAGAAACAUAACUCCAUCUUGCUUUUUGCAAGAAUUAUUGCCCCUUUUGGACUUAGAAAAUCAGUUUUCUUGGUUAAGUUUCAUGUUUGGUCAGCUUUUAUCCUAAACUAUCAAAGCUAUUCCUUUAAAACUUGCAACACUUGUUCACCAUCAUAAGCUGACCCUGUACAGCAAGAAACUUAACUCCAUCCUGCUUUUUGCAAUAUUUAUGGCCCCUUUUGGACUUAGAAAAUAUCAGAUUUCUUGGUUAAGUUUUAUGUUUAGGUCAACUUUUUCUCUUAAACUAUCAAAGCUAUUGCUUUAAAACUUGCAACUCUUGUUCACCAUCAUAAGCUGACCCUGUACAGCAAGCAACAUUACUCCAUCCUGCUUUUUGCAAUAAUUAUUGCCCCUUUUGGACUUAGAAAAAUCAUUUUCUUGGUUGAAUAUUAUGUUUAAGUCAACUUUUCUCAUAAACUAUCAAAGCUAUUGCUUUAAAACUUGCAACAGUUUUUCACCAUCAUAAGUGGACACUGUACAUCAAGAAACAUAACUCUAUCCUGCUUUUUGCAAGAGUGAUGGCCCUUUUUAGACUUAGAAAAUCAUGGGUAGGACAAUAUUUCUAUUAUACAAAAAAAAUCAGAUGAGCGUCAGCACCCGCAAGGCGGUGCUCUUGUUAUUUCUUUUUGCAAUCAUUUAAUGUGUAUAAAUUUGUGUUAUGGUUAUGUACAUUUUUCAUGUCCAAUUGUGUAUUAUAAUUAUUGUCAAUGUUGGAUUAUUUUGCAUCUUUGUUACAUACUGGCGAAUAUAAUAUGGGUUGUUAAAAGGAAAACUUAUGUGUGUCUUGUGUUUAUAUGCACAUACAGUAGUUUCACAGUCAGCCUAUUCUCAGUAUAUUAUCCGUGUUGAGUGUCGGAAAAUAUUUAUGAUUUAUCUAAUCACUUUUGUUUUAACCGUCUUUUUCGGUCAUUUUACCAUUCUUUUUUUAAAACCUGGACUGUUGUUCAUAAGUUGUUGGUGUGUCUUUUGAAAUGGUCUUUGUUAUCAUUGCAAUAUAUCAGUACAAUAUAUUUAUUUAAAAAAAGGGGUAUUUGAAAGAUACAUGCAUGUAUAAAUGUAUAUUAAAAUUGGUCUUGUGUAAGGAGUGGUCAUUAUAGACUUAAGUUCAAAAAGUGAGACUUGGACUGUAUAUGAAAAAUUGACUUCUAUUUUAUAUGAGAGAGAAGGAUUCUAACUUUUAUAUGAAAAAGAGGAUUCAUACAGAAUCGUUGUAGUGCAUGAAAAAAGAGAAUUUCUGGUAAUUUUGUGUAUGAAAACUUUUUAUCUGUAUGUAUGGUUUUUUUUCCAUACCGACAAGGCAGUGACAUUCAUUUUUGUAGGGUAUAAUUACAAUAUUACUUAAUGUUAAGGAAGAAGGGUUUAAUGUCCACUGCAAUAUGUAAGCCUGUAUUAAAGGUGGGUUUGGACCUCACUUUGGGCUUAAAUUCUUUAUGUAGAAUAGAUCCAACUUGCUUACAGAAGGUUUGUUGAUCUACCCACAAUCGCCUGCCCAUACCUGUCACAAUGCACGGAGGGGCAUCUGGGGUCUUCUUCGACCAUCAAAAUUAGAAAAGUUGUUAUAUGACCCAAACUAUGUUGCUCUGACAAUAAACCCAACAAAAUCAAAACAAACAAAAAAAUAUAAUUAUUUUCCCCCUGGAAACCAAUACAUAGUAUUUGAUGUAUGACCUGGUGCACAGUUGAUAUGACAAUUAAUGUAUGUGCUAUUAUGAUACCAUUUAACCUUUACCCUGCUAAAUUUCUAAAAUGGACCAGUCCAUCAUUCAAUUUGGGUAAUAUCAUUUAUUAUUCGAAGGGGUGUUCACUGAAAAUUUUCUGACUGAAUAGCGAACAGUGCAGACCAUGAUCAGCCUGCAAGGAUGUGCAGGCUGAUCUUGGUCUGCACUGGUCGCAAAGGCAAAAUCACUUGCCGGAGGCAGGCUAAAGGUUAAUACGAUUUUCCAUGUAAUACAUAACAAAUGAUAAUUCUGCAGUCCCUAGCAGUUAUUGUAGUAGGCAGUCAGAAAAAGUGCGAUAUGGACCUUUUCGGUCCACUCUACAUUUUGGUUUGACUGCCCUUUGCGUGAAAUGUAAAGGUACCUCAGUUCCACCAGUAAUUUGUUAAGUAAUAAUUAUUCUGGAAUUUUUGCUGUCAUACCAAUGACAGGUACGAAAAGUAUUCGAAGUCACAAUUUUAAUUUCAAACUUUCUACAGAGAAUACAGUCCUGUUGGUAUUUGAUUUGUAUUGAAAUCAAGCCCAGUUGACCAAAAUAAUCUGGUAUAUCUGACUAUAAUGCAGUAGACUGUAUAUGAAGACUUACUUCAGGUACAUUUUGGCAGCAUAUUGGACUUAAUUUCUAUACACAUCUGUUAUUUUGGACAUGUAUGAAAAGGUCUGGGGAAAAUUCAGAAUCAGAAACUAAAUGUAAUUUACAUAGUUAUGCUCUAAUUUUACUGUGCAGCUUGCAGUUUUCAGUCUUAUUUACCGGUAUUAUCCUAGAAAAUAUUUUAAAGCAAAACAAAAAGGAAAAUUCAUGUGGUGAGGGGGAGGGGGAAGGCGACUAGUGUUGGUCAACACUCAAGUUACCAGAUUAUGGGUUAAAUAAUGUUAAAAAAGUUUGUACAACAAGUUAAUAGGGGAGGUGAAGCGGUUUCUUCUCACUGACUAAACUUCACACAAAACUAUAUAGGAUCUAGGUUUCCCUACAAGAUUUUAUGUAAGUCAUCGCUUGAGUAGCAUUCACGCUUUUAUGUACUUUUCCGUUUUUAGCUCAUCUGAUUUUUUGAAAAAAAAUGAUGAGUUAUUGUCAUCACUUGAGCGGUUGUCGGCGUCGGCGUCGGCGUUGCCUGGUUAAGUUUUAUGUUUAGGUCAGCUUUUCUCCUAAACUAUCAAAGCUAUUGCUUUAAAACAUGCAACAGUUUUUCACCAUCAUAAGUGGACACUGUACAUCAAGAAACAUAACUCUAUCCUGCUUUUUGCAAGAAUUGUGGCCCUUUUUAGACUUAGAAAAUCAUGGGUAGGACAAUAUUUCUAUUAUACAAAAAAAUCAGAUGAGCGUCAGCACCCGCAAGGCGGUGCUCUUGUUAAAUGUGGAUCCAUUUUUUUUUCAUAUUUGCAUGUCAGUACCUGAAAUGGUGUAAAAUAACCAUAAAUUGUGACUUGAUUGUUUGGUGUUAAUGCGUGCAGUAAUUGGAAAGCAUGGUUUUUGGUUGGUGAAUUUUUUCAUGCAACCAAAUUUUUUACCCUGGUAUGUUACUGUGGAUUAGGUCAAGAUUUGCAGUGAAAAUUCCCAUAAAUUUACAUGAUCAGAUUAACUUAUGAAUUUAGGACAUUCUUAAAUAUACAACAGUGUUAUCUCAAAAAGGAACGUGCUAGUACGAGGCACAAAAUCUUAAAAAUUACAAACCUUAAAUUUAAGGUUGUGGACCGGUAAUGACAAUAGGCAAAUUACAUUUUCUCCAUAGGUGAUUUUGGCAUUCUCCAACAUAUUUGCACUGGGCCUCAUUUGCAUCUGAAAAAUUCCCGGACUGCCUAACGAUAUUACGUUAUUAUAUGAAAAUUGCCGAGUUUCAUUACAGGCCUACUACCUUAAAGUUAAAAAUAACUUGAAAAUGACCAGAUCUGCAUUAUAGCCAGUUGUAAACGUCUGCCUGGAAUGAGCAUUACAUUGAACAUAAGUCACAUUACACUAAUGGCAGUAAAAGGUCAUAGAAUAGUAAUUUUUGUAAGUCUUGCUACUUACAUUACAUAUGAGGAUUUUUCACAUUUAACAUAUGGUCACAUUACACUAAUGGCAGUAAAGGGUCAUAGAAUAUUAAUUUUUAUCAGUUUUGCUACUUACAUUACAUAUGAGGAUUUUUCAUUGAAUUUUUAUUAUCACAUUACUGUAUACUGUAUAAUACAGACAAGCAGCUCAGUGUCUUUUGUUUUGACUGGAUUCAUAGAUACAUUGCGUUUCUAUAUUAUUUAUAUAUAUAUAUAUAUAUAUAUAUAUAUCAGAAUUUUUUCCCCUUUUUGUGUUAAUUGAGUGAUUUACUAUAUAUAGAUGAAAAUGUUUUCUUUGUCUCAGCUUUUGAUGCAAGCCUAUUCUACCUUAAUGUUGAAAUAAACCAUUAUAUGAAAGA
Mercenaria mercenaria is the source of this 20120-nucleotide messenger RNA. RefSeq lists its product as uncharacterized. Gene Ontology annotation, biological process: selenocysteine incorporation. Gene Ontology annotation, cellular component: ribonucleoprotein complex. The transcript is spliced from 21 exons. Lineage: Eukaryota; Metazoa; Mollusca; Bivalvia; Venerida; Veneridae. The record is from RefSeq and is a predicted model, not a curated record. Gene Ontology annotation, molecular function: mRNA 3'-UTR binding; selenocysteine insertion sequence binding; ribonucleoprotein complex binding. The coding region runs from base 124 to 4707 and encodes 1527 amino acids.